AUGGCAUUCAGAAUCAGAAUCUUUGUUGUUGUUGUUGUUCUUGUUCUUGUUUUUCAGUUAAUAAGUGGCUAUUCUUCUUCAAUUCAAGAGGUUCUCCGGAGCCAUGGUUUACCGGCGGGACUAUUUCCGGAGAGUGUGAAAUCGUAUAAUUUGGAUCAAAAGGGUGUUUUGGAAGUGAAGUUGGAUACUCCUUGUAUUGUGAAGUAUGAGAAUAGGGUGAUUUUCGAAACGGUUGUUCGUGCUAACCUUAGUUUUGGUCAGCUUAAAGAUUUGGAAGGACUUUCGCAAGAAGAGCUUUUUCUUUGGUUGCCGGUGAAAGAUAUAAUUGUGGAUGAUCCUUCUUCAGGGCUCAUUCUUAUUGAUAUUGGAAUUGCUUAUAAGCAGCUUUCUCUUUCUCUCUUUGAAGAUCCACCCGUUUGUAGGUCCCAAGGGUUUUCAGAGAUUGUUGGAAGGGAGAGAAAUGGAUUUGAAGAUCAGAGAUAA
Messenger RNA from Lathyrus sativus (Indian pea), 483 nucleotides. Lineage: Eukaryota; Viridiplantae; Streptophyta; Magnoliopsida; Fabales; Fabaceae. The record is from the annotation of a GenBank genome assembly.